AUGGUGUAUGCCCGAGAGGACAUAUCGCACGUGCUGGCCGCACGAGGAUGGAGGGAAGUCAGACAAAUAGGCGAAGGCUCCUUUGCCAAGGCUUUGUUGGUCGAAUCAGGCGAUGGCACCCAGGCCGUCUGCAAGGUCAUGGACAUUAGCGAAGCAAACAAGAAGGAGGCUGAGGCAGCUCUCAAGGAGGGUAGAUUGCUUGCGUCUUUGCAGCACCCCUUCGUUGUCCGCUAUCGCGAUAGCUUUUGCGAGGCUGGCCUUCUUUGCCUGAUCAUGGACUUUUGUGAAGGCGGCGAGCUGGCCAAGCAGAUCCGCCGAGCACGGCGCAACCAACAGAGGAUCCCGGAAGAGCAGAUCCUCCGGUGGUUCACUCAGGCCAUGCUCUCGCUGAAGUACGUCCAUGAUAAGCACAUCCUUCACAGGGAUCUCAAGCCAGCCAACUUCUUCCUCACAAAGACUGGGUCUUUGAAGAUGGGAGACUUUGGGAUCGCGAAAACCAUGGCUUGUACAAUAGCUUUUGCAAAAACAAGGAUCGGAACUCCAUACUACCUCAGUCCUGAGGUCUGUCAGGAGAAGCCAUACGCUUGGCCAUCAGAUAUGUGGUCUAUGGGUUGUAUUCUUUAUGAGAUGUGUGCCCUGCAAGUUCCAUUUGAUGCACACAGCAUUUCGGGCCUUGUGCAGAAGAUCUGCUAUGGCCCCUUGCCAACAGUGCCAGAGACGUAUUCCGACUUCUUGCGGCGGCUUUGCCGGCAGCUCUUAGACCGAGAUCCCAAGAAGAGGCCCUCGGCUGAUGAGGCAGACAGGGAGGACUUCUGGAUGGCUGGCUAA
Durusdinium trenchii is the source of this 828-nucleotide messenger RNA. The record is from the annotation of a GenBank genome assembly. Lineage: Eukaryota; Dinophyceae; Suessiales; Symbiodiniaceae.